AUGAAAGCAAAUGAUUCCUUUGAUGAUAAUUGGUUAAUUAUUCCAGUAAAUUUCAAUCAAAAAUUAGUUAGAUCAUAUUACUGGCCAGCAUUAUUUUUAUUAUUCUUUUCAAUUAUUGGUAUUAUUGGAAAUUUAUUAGUUUGUCUUGCGAUUGGAACUGAACGACGUUUACAUAAUCCAACGAAUUGGUAUAUUUUUUCAUUAGCACUUGCUGAUAUGUUGAUUUCAGGAAUUGUUAUUCCAUUAGCUACUGUUAAAGAAUUUACAGGUUUUUGGAUAUUUGGUCCAAUUUUAUGCGAUUUUUGGUUAUUUUUGGAUGUUUGUUCAUGUACAUCAUCUAUCAUGCAUAUUGUUGUUAUAUCAAUUGAUCGUUAUUUAGCAAUAGAAGAUCCACUAAAUGUUCGUUUACGACAAAAAAAAUAUCAAAUAUGUUUUUGUAUAAUAGUUAUAUGGUUAAUAGCUAUAUUAUUAUCAUCACCAAUGAUUAUACUUGGUGCAAUUAAUCCAUAUAAUAUUAUAAUUAAUGGACAAUGUUUAAUCAAUAAUCAAUUUUUUGUUAUAUAUGGUAGUGUUGUUUCAUUUGUUAUUCCAUUGAUUAUUGUUAUUAUUAUGUAUACUUUAACUGUACGUCGUUUAAAAAAACAAAUAAAACAAUGUCAAACACAUUUUGCUCAAGAACAAAUAACGAAUACAGUUAAUCUUGUUGCUAAACCAUUUUUACGACAAAAAACAAACGCAACAACAAGUAAUAAUCAAUUAAAUAUUUCAUCUCAAUCAUUAACAAUUCCAUCAAUAGAAUUAAAACGUAGACGUUUUCAACGACAAGAAACAAGUUUUGAUUUAAGUGAAGAUAGUUUCAAUAAUAUAUGUUUAGAUAAAGAUAAAUAUCCAUCAUUAGCAAAUGAUCUUCAAAAUGAUAAAUCAUCUAUUCAUAGUGAUUAUACAUGUCCACGAAAUUCAAAUUGUCUUGAAGAUGAUGAAACAACAAAUCUUCAUUUAACUUCAUCUCAUCAAGCUCGUCCAAUGUCAUUAUCAGUACCAAUGAUUUCUCAUCAUCCAUCAUUAACUUCAAUUAAUCAAGUAAAACGACAUAAAGAUCGUUUAGUUCUUAUUCCAAGUUUAGGAACAACACGUUCAAAAUCUUCAGCUGUACGUAAUGAACAAAAAGCUGUCAAAGUUCUUGGUGUUGUUUUUGUUAUAUUUGUAAUCGCAUGGUUUCCAUUUUGUAUUAUGAAUAUUUUACGUGGUGUUUGUAAACAUUGUUCAAUUAAUGAAAAUUUAUUAAAUAGUUUUGUUUGGCUUGGUUAUGUGUCAGCAUCAAUUAAUCCAGUUGUUUAUACAAUGUUCAAUCGAAAUUUUCGUUUAAAAUUUAUUGCAUUACUUAAAUGUCAUUGUUUAUAUUCACGUGAUCAACAAAAACGAUUAUUAUAUUAUCAAAGUCAUUCAUCAUUACAUGGUUCAAGAAUUUUACGUAAAAAUGGUUUAGUACAAAAUGAUAUUCGACGUUUUAAUGCACAUAGAUAA
Messenger RNA from Adineta steineri, 1524 nucleotides. The record is from the annotation of a GenBank genome assembly. NCBI's taxonomy places the organism in Eukaryota, Metazoa, Rotifera, Eurotatoria, Adinetida, Adinetidae.